AUGGAAACCCUCAAGGCAGUCUUCUUUGGGCCUGAUCCUCAGACACAGAUGAGAAAAUGUAAUCAACUUAUUCGCGCAAACACUCGUCAAUUAGAUCGUGACAUCGCACAACUGAAGACCCUUGAUAGCAAAACACGACAGUACAUUGUGAAUGCUUCGCGACGAGCCCAGCGGAAUCCAUCGCAGGCCAAGCAGGCCUCUACGGAAACCAAGACGUUCGCGCGAGAGCUCGUCCGAAUCCGCAAACAAUCUGCCCGUUUGACCACAAGCCGAGCCCAGCUCCAGAGCGUGCAAAUGCAAGUAAACGAAGCCUUUUCCGUACGCAAAAUCCAAGGAAGUCUCAAAAAGUCGACCGGUAUCAUGAAAGAUGUAAAUACGCUGGUUCGGCUGCCAGAAUUGACGGGUACGAUGCACCAGCUUUCAGCAGAGUUAGUGAGGGCCGGGAUUAUCGAAGAAAUGGUCGGGGAUGCAAUCCCCGAUAAUGAGCUACUAGAGGACGAGGAAGAGGAGGCAGACGCAGAGGUCGACAAGGUCUUGCAAGAGGUGCUACACGGAAGGCUCUCCCAAGUCGAGGGUGUCAAGCCAGAGAAGCCUCUGGAAGAGGAACCGGUCGCUGCAGAGGAGUUCGAGGAUGAAGGAGAGACGCUCAACCAGAUGAGAGAACGUUUAGAAGUGUUGAGGAGCUGA
Molecule: messenger RNA, 687 nt
Organism: Aspergillus wentii DTO 134E9
Lineage: Eukaryota; Fungi; Ascomycota; Eurotiomycetes; Eurotiales; Aspergillaceae
Product: ESCRT-III subunit protein VPS24
Exons: 2
Coding region: 1-687 (228 amino acids)
Biological process (GO): endosome transport via multivesicular body sorting pathway; late endosome to vacuole transport; protein transport
Cellular component (GO): ESCRT III complex; multivesicular body
Source: RefSeq, a predicted model, not a curated record